GGAUAUAAAGUGUGGACUACUGAGCUGCAAAGGUGGGGAUACAAGUCCCUCCUUUGCCACGAGAUACGGUUCGAUCGGCCCCUGCAAAUUAAUAAUGGGAGCUGACAACACGAACAAAAACCCGGGUCUGGUACAGAACGGGAUUAAAUGUGGAGAGAACAAGAUGUGCAUGGACGGAAAAUGUCAAUCUCUUUUGCAUUCCAGAGUCCUCAGUACCUGCACCGCCAAAUGUCCCCAACACUCGACUUGUAAUCACCUUCAGCGUUGUCAGUGUGAGGAGGGCUGGUCUCCUCCCAACUGCGAGGCCGUCAGGAAUACCUUGAACUUUGCCAUAGUUUCCGUGGUCGUGAUCGCAGUGAUAGCGUUGGUGGCUGUUGUUGGGAUUUUUCUGUACAAGCGGCGGAAGAGCACGUCAGCUCCCAGACCUCAGGUGACCCAGGACAUUGGGGUCACAAACCCCGCAUUCCUCCCUGGGACCCCACAGUUGCCCAGAGGUCACAAUCCCCACCAGAUUCAGGUACCGCGGACUGCUCCCCCACCGCCUCCCAAUAAAGCUCCCAAACCGUACCCCAUGGUUCCGGCAAACCAAAGGCAGAUGCCACCACAGAUGCCACCACAGAUGCCACCACAGAUGCCACCACAGAAGCCAAUGGCACCCCCUAAGAUCCUGAUGCCUCGGAACAAGCAAUUGUAUUGAAACCAUCUCUGCCAUUAAUACCCCUCCCGCCUCACCACAGAGCCCCAGUGCCUCCAGCACUUUUCCUGACAAAACCGGUUCCCUUCGUUGAUUCCCGCCCUCGUUGACAGAACAUUUUUGCGCAGUGAGAAGGACGUGUGUGAACACCUCAAUACCUCUGGGGUCUCUCCCUGUGUGGAUCUCUCAAUAAAGAUAACAAUUUUAUGGUA
This is a messenger RNA of Callorhinchus milii (elephant shark), 906 nucleotides long. Its product is annotated as disintegrin and metalloproteinase domain-containing protein 8-like. Gene Ontology annotation, cellular component: plasma membrane. Gene Ontology annotation, biological process: proteolysis. The record is from RefSeq and is a predicted model, not a curated record. Gene Ontology annotation, molecular function: metalloendopeptidase activity. NCBI's taxonomy places the organism in Eukaryota, Metazoa, Chordata, Chondrichthyes, Chimaeriformes, Callorhinchidae.